AUGCCUCCAAGCCCUUUUCUUGUUCUUUCCAUUUAUUUAUUGAAUUUCCUCAUUUUAUCUGCUUCAAAACCACUAACAAAACCCAUAAUUUCAAGCCCUAACUCAACUCAUUUUUCCAAGAAAAUUGAGGGGUUUGCAGAAUCCACAAGAAAUAGCAUAAAGUUGGAAUCUUUACAAAGAUCUCAGGUGAUUCUUAGUGGAAACAAAACUAUUUUUAGUGAAAACAGAACUUUUCAGCUGGGAUUUUUCACCCGAGGUCGUAAUGUUAGAUGUUACUUGGGCAUUGGGUAUGCUUCAAUCCCAACUCCCACGUAUGUUUGGGUUGCAAACCGUGAAAACCCCAUCAAGAAUUUGUCAUCAGCAACUGCGGAAAUCAGUGAAAAUGGAAAAUUAGUUGUAGUGGAUCAAGAUUCAAGAACCAUUUUGUGGGAAACAAGCAACGUGGAAAAAGCAAGUGAUUUGAAGCUUUUAGAGCAGGGAAAUUUAGUGUUGUUAAAUGAAGGGAAAAUUGUUUGGCAAAGCUUUGAUUUUCCUACUGACACGUGGCUGCCUGGGAUGAACUUGACAACUAAACAAUGGCUGACUUCUUGGAAGAGUUCAAGUGAUCCAGCUCCAGGAAGGUAUUCUGUGAGGUUGAACCCACCUUAUUAUGGUGAGAUUGCUCUUGUUUAUAGCAAUGUUAGUGUUGGUAAUAGCGAUUCUAAUUCAUAUACUUAUUGGACUACUGGUAAAUGGAAUGGAAAUUCAUUUGAUGGGGUGCCUGAAAUGACAAUUCCUUAUAUAUAUAAAUUCGAGUUCGUUAAUCCUUUUACUCCCAUGGCAGUUUUUGGGUACACUGAGGUAUCAAUAGAUAAGGGUGUGAAACCUCCCUUAACAAGGUUCGUUGUGGACCAUACGGGGCAGCUGAAGCAGUUCACUUGGUCGUUCCAGACCGAGUAUUGGAACAUGUUUUGGUCACAGCCUGAGAAUCCGUGUAGAGUAUAUGGAUUAUGUGGUAAUUUGGGGCUUUGCAGCGGUGGGCCGUCAAGUCCUUGUAAGUGCUUGAAUGGAUUUAGGCCGGUUAAUGAUGUUUCGUGGAAUGAGAGUGAUUUUUCGGAGGGUUGUCACCUGGAAGGUGAUGGGACUUGUGGUGAGAAUAAGGGGUUCAAGGAAGUAGGAGUGGUAAGUUACGAGGGGCCAAAAGUCGUGUCAUUUAGUGCUAGUAGGAGUAAGUGUGAAAGCGAAUGUUUGAGUAAUUGUUCGUGUGUUGGUUUGCUACACAACGUGAGGAGUAAUUUAUGCAAGAAUCUAUAUGGGUCUCUUUUUAACAUAUGGAAUCUUACUUUGGAUAGCACUAUUGAUGAUAAGUUAUAUGUGAAGGUGCAAAGAAAUAGCACUGGCAAAAAGAACAAGAAGAAGAUGGCUGUUUUCAUUGGAAUGAUUUGUGGGAUUCUCGUGAUUCUGAGUGUCGGAACUAUAAAUCUAUUGUACUUGAGGAGGAGAAAGAUUAAGAGAAGAAAGGGGGAUGAUGAUGGUGUUUUUCCUGUAACAAAUCUGAGGGUGUUUUCUUACAAGGAGCUUCAUGCUGUUACUGGGGGAUUUUCUGAGAAGCUCGGACAUGGAGGAUUUGGGGCGGUAUUUCGUGGGGAAUUAUCCGAUUCUUCACUAGUGGCUGUGAAAAGACUUGAAAGACCUGGUGGUGGGGAGAAGGAAUUUCGAGCAGAGCUCAUUGGGAGGGACUACAGCCGGGUUCUAGCAACCAUGAGGGGUACGUGGGGAUAUGUUGCACCUGAGUGGAUCUCUGGUGUGGCAAUUACCACAAAAGCUGACGUGUAUAGCUAUGGGAUGACAUUAUUGGAAUUGUUAGGUGGCCGCCGUAAUGUGGAGGGACCACCUUCGGCCGGUGGAGGUGGAAGUGGAGAUAGUGGUACUGAGAAAUGGUUCUUUCCACCCUGGGCAGCCCGCCAGUUAAUUGCUGGCAAUGUGACAGCUGUGGUCGAUGAGCGGCUCAGUAGCACAUAUGACAAAGCAGAGGCAGAGCGCGUAGGACUGGUGGCUGUAUGGUGCAUUCAAGAUGAUGAAUCAAUGAGGCCUACUAUGGGGAUGGUGGUGAAAAUGCUGGAAGGUGUAGUCGAGGUGGCUGUUCCGCCACCGCCAAAGCUGAUUCAAGCAUUAGUUUCCGGUGACUCGUUCAGAGGGGUCGGCGAUAGGGUAUCUCACAGGGAUGCACCGGGAAGUUCUGAUGAUAAUGUCCUAACUUCCAUAGAUCUCAAGGAUUCUCAAUCAUCUUUAUAA
This is a messenger RNA of Fraxinus pennsylvanica, 2274 nucleotides long. The record is from the annotation of a GenBank genome assembly. NCBI's taxonomy places the organism in Eukaryota, Viridiplantae, Streptophyta, Magnoliopsida, Lamiales, Oleaceae.